GUUAUUUUUAAACUGUGGUGAAGGAAUAUAGUUCUAGAGGCGCGGCGGCGUACACAGGGCUACUUGCUUUUUUGGCUCUGCGCCGGCCUCUGACAUAAUGCUGCAAGUUAAGCAACUAGGCCGAAGCUGUGUACCGGCUCCACAGCGAACAUAUCUGCGUCCGUUUGUAUUGACUGGCCGCGCCUUGCGCUUGGCCUCGCCAUCAUCUUCGGCCUCUCGACCUGCCCCCCACAUAGCUACUCCUUCACCCAAGCAGCUUCGCCAAUUACAAGUUAGGACAAAAGCCGCUGCUGAUGAUGGAGCAACCAGCGUGCCAGCUGAGGCCACAGGCAACAGCACUUUUGUUCAGGCUGUAUUCAAUGUUGUCAACGUGAUGAUGGGCGUUGGCCUUCUGUCGCUGCCAUUUGCCCUCAAGUCAUCGGGAUGGGUGGGCCUAAUAGUGCUUUGGGUCAUGGGUAUCGCCACCAACUACACCGCUAAGGUGCUCUGUGAGUGUGCGGAGGUUGUAAGAAAGCGCGGCGUUGCACCUGGCGGGGCGGUGGGCUAUGAGGAGAUUGCGGAGGCAUCAUUCGGCAAGAUUGGCCGGCUCCUCAUUUCCGCCAUCAUCUACGUGGAGCUCUUCGGCACCUGCGCACUGCUAUUCAUCCUGGAGGGUGACAACAUGUUCAAGCUGUUCGGUGCCAGCCCGCUGGCCAGCUCCCCCGCCAUGUACAUGCUGGUGGCGGCCGCCCUCAUGAUCCCCACAGUGUGGCUGCCCGACCUGCGGACGCUGUCGUUCCUGGGGGCGGCAGGAGUCACGGCCACCUGCACCGUGUCAGCGGCGGUGGCGUACACCUUCCUGUCUGGCAGCUUUGCUCCCGGCGCCCCCACCGCCCUGGCCAACUGGGCCACCCUGCCGCUGGUGCUGGGCAUCUGCACCUUCUGCUACAGCGGGCACGGGGUGUUCCCCGCCAUCCAGAAGUCCAUGAAGGACCCCAAGCAGUUCCCGCAGGUGCUCAACGUGGCCUACCUUGUGGUCGCCCUCAUGUGCACCCUCAUGGGCGCCGCCGGCUACUACAUGUACGGCACCGGCGCCCUGGACCUGGUCACCUUCAACCUCAGCGGCGUGCUGGCGGCGCUGUGCGCCUCGGUCAUCCUGGUCAACCCCAUUGCGAAGUUCGCACUCACCAUGGAGCCGGUGUCCGCGGCGGUGCAGUCGGUGGUGCCGGGCGGGCGGCAGGGCUUCAUGCGGCUGGUGGCGCGGACGGCGCUGGCGAUUGCCAUCCUGAUGGCGGCUCGGUCGCUGCCCUUCCUGGCGCACCUGAUGGCGCUGGUGGGGUCGUUCAUGACCAUCAGCGUGUCCGUCACCUUCCCGCCGCUGUGCCACCAGGUGCUGUGUGGCGAGCGCAACGGGCCGCUGCGCACCGCCUGGAACUACUUUGUCGCGCUGCUGGGUCUGGUGUGCACCUACUUUGGCACGGCAGCCAGCAUGAAGAGCCUGGCAGCCAAGGCGGCGGGCGUGGCGUAGAGGAUUCCAGGCGUGCAUGCCUUACUGAGAGGGCAUGGCUGGGAGGCGGGGGGCUGAGGAAAGGGCUGACGGCAGGCGGCAAAAGCCGGUGUUGGGGACUUGAGAAGACAACUUCUUUGUGCAAUUGGAUUGGACAGGGCGUUGGGCGGGCAGGAUCUAGACAAGCUUGCGGCGACGGAGGCGGCAAGGUUGUGCGGCUUGGGCAUGAUGGGUUGGGACAGCUCGUGAGAGAGACCAGAUUACCACACUAGCGCAAUGGCAGCAGCUGCUGUAUCGGUGUCGGUAUCAGCAGCAGCGGCAAUCGUGAUCAUGUGACGUGAGCGGGGAGAGCAGGUGAGCUGCCCGUUUAGGUGGGCGGACGGGCGGGCGUUGAACUCGAAUGUCCUCGGGGUCAGAGAUUCGGGUUCACCGGCUCUGCCCGGAUACCGAUACAGUGGUGUCGUGACGUGGACUCGGGGCGGCGUAUAAGAUACAGUACGAUGGAGGUAAAGUGGAUACAUAUAUCAUCUCACGACGUGGAGUCGUGUACUAAUCUUUUUGAGUUUAUUCUUGUUUGGAUUGUUUACGGUUAUGAUGGAUGAUGGCUGGUAUCUUGAUGUGUAUGCGAAUGGGCAGGCGGGCGUUUCCUGGACUGAGCAACGUGGCUGAUGUUGCUUUGGUGCGAGCUGCGAGGCGUGUUUCGCGCGCUUUCAGAUUUGUGUGGCGGACACGGUAGGCAGGAUAGCUGCAGGCUGGGCAUGACUCAACUCAAUCUCUUUGACUGCUACUUGACUUUUUGAAAAGGUUUUGGGAUGCGCGCCCUGGCGAGAAAGCACUAGCGUGCCUGAUGAGGCGAAACGAUGGCUUACCCGUUUGACCUAGAUUUUAACCGAGUCC
Astrephomene gubernaculifera is the source of this 2383-nucleotide messenger RNA. The record is from the annotation of a GenBank genome assembly. NCBI's taxonomy places the organism in Eukaryota, Viridiplantae, Chlorophyta, Chlorophyceae, Chlamydomonadales, Astrephomenaceae.